AUGUUUCUCCACGAUAUCGAGGUAGCAGACAAGUCCACUCUGCCGUACGAUGCUCACAGCAUCCAAAGGCUGCUCGAUCGUUUGCCAAUAUUUUCAGGUGAUUUAUCGAGCCACGUUCGAGAGACUCGACAGCAGUCACAAACGCCGCUUCGCCCACCACCAUGUCUUGAUAUCCGCGGACGUUCUUAUGAUCGCGCUCGCACUGUACCCUUACUUGGCCAUCGUUACUGGGCUUGCUGGCCUCAGUACCUCUUCUUCGUCGGAGCCAAAGCUACUAUGGACGACAUCACGAUGAUUGCGACGUCCAUCUUCAUCGGCAUGUACUUGAAUGAGCUGUUGUAUAUCAGCUCGGAUAUACAUCCCGUCAGUGUCUUUCAUCACCUUCGAGCGGUGAUUGUUGCACUUGUCAUGGUUACCAGGAACGUACGCUGGGAGGUCGAGGCCAACACUACGGCUUAUACGGUGCUGAUCAUGACAUACGAUCGGUUUCCUCUUCGUCGCCAAUCAAGAUCUCAUGCUAAUGCUCGAAGUAGGUAUCUUCGACAUCCUAGCCGGUUUUGUCGCUCGAACUACCUGGCCGGAAAGCAUCGCAUGAACAUGUGGUUUUGCUAUGCCGCUAUGAUUCUCACUAUCCUCGGUACGAUCAGCGAGACCAUCGUCACUAUAUCUUUCUAUAAGUUAAAUUUCCUUGAAUGGUCGUUCAGUGUUCAAGUUGCGACACUGAUUCUGCGUGUCGUCUUCAUGGUCGCUCAGGAGAUGAGCUUGAGGAUGAUGCGGAAGCUGGCCGAGAAGCACAGGAAUCAUUUGAAGCAACUUCAAGCUAUCGAGAAGGAUAUUGAGCUGUCGAGCUCCGUUGAGAUGGGUGGAGCACCGAGUAGCCGCUCUGCCUCGCAAGGAUCCAGCACUUUAUGAGAGAGCAAGGUACGUUAUAUGGACGCACGUUUGUGUGAGGGAAGAAAAUCCUUCCCUCGUCAAUGUAGAGAUCGACAGAAAGAGAUGACAAGGUAAAGUUGGGCGCUCGGUUGAAAGGGCUGAGCGAUCUAAGGCGGACCAGAAUGUGAUGAUUUCGGGUGGGGUAUUGAUUAUGGUCUUUAUUUCUUUUUCCAGUGGAGCAUAAACGCUAUCGGAGCCUCUGACGUGGACCAGUACUCCCGACAGGGUUUUUGAUAUGCUUGUAAUUUUUGCUUUCGCCCGACGAAUUGAUGUUUAGGCCUUUGCCCAAAAUGACCUGGCCAUUGCUUGUCUUCGAUCUAGGUCUAGCAAUACACUAGUAGUAAAUAGAGGAUAUUGCAGGGGAAUAAUCAGUAGUUUGAGCCUUGUCGAUCGUCUAUAUUGAGUCAGCAUCCAAUCA
Messenger RNA from Macroventuria anomochaeta, 1351 nucleotides. RefSeq lists its product as uncharacterized. The transcript has 3 exons. NCBI's taxonomy places the organism in Eukaryota, Fungi, Ascomycota, Dothideomycetes, Pleosporales, Didymellaceae. The record is from RefSeq and is a predicted model, not a curated record. Bases 1 to 912 code for a protein of 303 amino acids.